Molecule: messenger RNA, 930 nt
Organism: Paramecium primaurelia
Lineage: Eukaryota; Ciliophora; Oligohymenophorea; Peniculida; Parameciidae
Source: the annotation of a GenBank genome assembly
AUGUUUUCUAGAAUUCUUAAGUAAAACUAUAUGACUAAGAUUGCCUUAUUUUCAACAGCCUCAUUUAUAUAUUGGGGAAGUAGAAAGAAUCAAAGUGAAGAAAUCUUUUAGAUUUUAAAUAAAUAAACUUAGAACUCAAUUGUUAAAUUCUUUCUCAAUGGAAGAAUAAUAGGAUAAGGAGCUGUUUUAAAAAAUGGAUUUGUAGUUACUAGUUCUGAAGUAUUCGAAAAUUAAUAACCAUAAAUCUCAGCAUAAAUAAAUGGCUAGCUAUAGAAUUAUGAAAUAGUUAAAGUAGAAGAAGGAAUAGCAAUCUUAAAAAUAUAACAAUAGAAAUCUUAAUUUAAUCUCUCAAAAUAUGAAAUAGGAUAGAAUGCUUAUGUUUUAGGAACAGAUGAAUAAGGCUUAAAAGAAUUUCAAUAAUGUCCUAUUACUGAUAGCAAUUUUACAUUAGAUAUACGAUUAGUAGGUGAGGAAGCUUUAAAUUAAACAUUCCCUUUUAUUUUGAUGAAUGGUUGUAAUUCUAGUCCAGGAAGUAAGAAAUAAUGUUAUUAUUGUAUAGGUCCUGUUUUAAAUAAGAAUGGUGAUUUGUUGGGUAUAAUAAGUGGAAAAUUUAGAAAUAAGACGUAAGUGGUGCCAUCUUAAUACUUUUAAGGAUUGGAAAAUGGAAAGAGUGUUGUUAAACCUUAUUUGGGAUUAACUUUGAAGACUUCUGAUUAAGGAGGUGCAUUUAUAAUAAAAAUAAAUUCUGAUAGUCCUGCAGAGAAAGCUGGCUUAAAAUUAGGAGAGAUAAUAAAAUCUAUUGAUGGAGUGAGUAUAUAACAUGGUAAAGAUGUAACAAAAUUAUUGGGAGUAACAGAAAAUGUAGAUAGUCAUGUAAUGGUUGUUUUGAGAAAUGGAAAGGAGAGAACUGUAUAUGUUAAUUUAAAAUGA